CGCUGUAUGAUUCAGUGGCGGUGUUGCGGUGCGUGGUAGUACGGGAAACACCGUCAGAGUAGGCUAUUUCUCCACGGUGUUCCUUCUGCAUCGGCAGAACAAUGAAGAUUUGAGAACCGCUAACGCAACCGAACGACAUGUAGCCUAAAUCAUUUGGUUCCGCUAUUUUGUUUGAAAAAAAUGGAACCGGUUCCUCGGUUCUCGGUUCAAAUCCCAAGACCUGAUAUUUGUCUUCCUUAGAGAUGGAGUAUAUUACAUGCGCUCACGCUCGUCAAGUCUAUCAGAUAAUGGGACGUAAAGAUGGGGUACGACACCAGUUGCUCUCUUUAAAAUAGGUAAGGAUAUAUGCAGUAAACGUUACGUUUAGAUAGUAGCCCAUUCGAUCUCGUUCUGAUACGCCUCUCCUGCUGGAGAAUGACCCCCCCUCAGCGCCUGUCGGAAUGCCGUUUCUCUCCGCUUGCACGAGGGCCACGCGCCAGAUGGCCACAUCAUAACCGACUGUGAUACUUGAUACUAUUGCACUAAAGCUGGACCCUAACUUUGCGGAUCUGAUGGAUUUAAAGAGGGUGCUGUCCUUUCCUCCAUAUCCAGGGGAUUAUUUGCACCCAGUGGUGUACGCCUGCACUGCAGUGAUGCUGCUCUGCCUACUGAUUUCUAUCAUGACAUACAUUGUACACCACAGCAUAAUCCGAAUCAGCAGGAAAGGAUGGCACAUGCUCCUCAACUUCCUCUUCCACACUGCCAUGACGUUUGGGGUGUUCGCAGGAGGCAUCAACCAGAUCAAGUACCCUGUGAUCUGUCAAGUGGUUGGCAUUAUCUUGCACUACUCCUCCCUCUCUAGCAUGCUAUGGCUGCUCUUCACUGCCAGGAAUAUUUGCAAGGAGGUGUCCAAGGCUCCGCCCAUACCUCAGGACAGGGACCCUCCCACCCAAGCACGCCCUAAAGCCAGCAUUUUCAGGUUUUAUUUGGUCAGUGGUGGGAUCCCUCUAAUCAUAGUAGGCGUUACGGCUGCUGUUAGCUUGGAUAACUACGGCAGCCGAGAUGACGCCCCUUACUGUUGGAUGGCCUGGGAGCCCAGUCUUGGAGGCUUUUAUGGACCCACAGCCUUCUUGGUCUUGGUAAUGUGCAUCUACUUCCUAUGGACGUUCAUCCAGUUAAAGCGGCACCCGGAGCGCAAGUACGAGCUCAAGGCCAUGACCGAAGAACAGCAGCGUCUUGCUGUGGCUGAAAUCGGACACUGCCACGCCGUCAGCGGAGAGCCAGGUGAGCAUGGUGAUCACACAGGCUGCACAGCCAUUACAGCUUCCAUGCUGGCCAACGAACACUCCUUCAAAGCUCAGCUGAGGGCUACCGCCUUUACUCUCUUCCUCUUCCUGGCCACCUGGGUUUUCGGAGCGCUGGCCGUAUCACAGGGCCAUUUUCUAGACAUGAUCUUCAGUUGUCUAUACGGAGCAUUUUCAGUCACACUGGGGCUUUUUCUGCUGAUUCAGCACUGUGCAAAGCGGGAUGACGUGUGGCAUCGGUGGUGGGCCUGUUGCCCCAAUAAACCAAAGGUGGAGGUCAACGGAGAAGCGGCGGGGAGCGCCGCUCCCACUCAAAGUCACAGCCAUACGCCAUCCCACGGGCAGAACCAAAUCCACUGCCAGGUCGACUCGGCUUGCCCGGGUAAACCUUUGCUUUCCCCGCACCUACACUCCCCUUUGCCUCACUGCAAGUUGGGUGCUCUGCCCUCCACCCAGAACCACACGAGCACCUGCUGUGCCACCCUUCACAGUCCCUCCUCCUUGACGUCCCGCCCGCAGUCCCUCCCUGAUGAGCUGCCCCGGCCGACCCUUCCCCUGCAAAGCUGCCUGAAGGACAGGUCCAAGACUCGUUCCUUCAACCGACCCAGGCCCUGCCUCAGGGACUAUUCCUACCACAUGACCUCCACCAGCAUGGACGGCAGCGUGCACAGCUCCCACCUAGACAGCCCCCACAGCGUGCACCUGGACAACCCUCUCACCUGCCACACGUCCCACUUGGAUACUCAACUCUCUUGUCACAGCCCCCACCCGGACAACCAGCUGCGCUGCCCUAGUCCCAGUCCUCACCUCGAGAGUUUGGCCUCGCACGGCCUUCACGAUACCAUCUCCUGCCAUGGCGUGCACUUGGACAGUCAGCUCUCCUGCCACAGACACAUGUGCUGUGCCAAAGCAGACCCAUUCGCGAGCAUAUGCUGCCAUAAAGCUGACCCGUUUGUCAGCCCUUGCCAGGCUGAGGAUCCGGACACGGGUCCGCUGAUGUACAGUUGCGCAAAAAUGGCCGAUAAAGAGGAUGAAACCAUGCUGCACUUGGAUAUAACCCCUCCGAAGGCCACUCUGUCCACGCUCAGCAGGAAAGGCACCCUCAGCCGGAGGGGGACGCUGAGCCGGAACAGUAGUCAGCAUGAGGACUACAUACUUACCUCUGAUUCCACAGGUAACAUUAGAACUGGACCUUGGAAAAACGAGACAACCGUGUAGGCCUGUGAAUGACGUGCUAACCUGUUUCUCUCGCCUGAGCUAAACUACUGUGUAGUCCCAGGGCUGUUACCCAAAGGCCCUCUCUUCUUUGAGCUAAGCUACUGUGUAGUCCCUCUGCUGUGACUUCCCUCUCUCACCCGCCCCAUAUACCUUCUCUUCCCCUUUAAAGAGGUUCGAACCUCUGCUUACCUCUUCUCAGACUUCAUCUCAUGUCUCAUCCCAGCUCCAUUCUUGCCAUUUUGAUAUGGCAGCAAAGAUCACAUGCCAUACAUUUUAAUUUGGAUGAUCUUUUAUAAUCAAACUGAUUUUUGUACAUGUGUUUUUGGGUAUGGUAACAUAAUGUGCAAUUAUGUCGUUGUGGAUGUGUGCGUGUGUGUGUGCGUUUAGUAGGUGAGAACGAACCGGGUGCAUGUGUUUGUGUCUAUUUGCAUGUGACAACAUGCUUGUGUGUAUAUAGAUAGCAAGAUUUCCAUUCGUGCAAGAAAAGUCCUUUGUUUUAGAGCGAAAUCUCCUAUAUUUCUUUAAAUGGACCGCCAAGUGUGAAAGCACCAGCACUUAAUUAGAUUUUCACUUUUAAGGAAUUAUCACUAAUGAAAUUAAGAUUAAGCAACAAACAUAUAUGUGAGUUACAAUAUACGUGCCAAACAGUAUAAUAAGAGAUCUACCCCAGAGUACCAAGUAGUCUGUGAUAUGUGGAUAAUGGUGUGUGGUUGUCACAACGAAGCUGUCAUUUUUUUUUCAUCUACAGACAUAAAAACAGCAAACAAAUAGGCUCCCUGUGUUUCCAUGGUGACCAAUCAUGAAGAGAGGUGCCCAUUUUGAACUGCACAUGUGAUGUAUGCACAUACAGUAUUUAGUUCCUGGCAAUGAGGCGCAGAUCACUUCAAGUCAAUGGCCUUACAGAACGUAUUGGUUUUGCGUUGAUCAAAAGUCUUACGUUGCACUAAAGCAUUAAAGCAUGCUCACCAUAAUGUAGGAAGCAAUCAUUUACAUGCCUAACGAGCUACAUAUAUAUUCAUGUGAUUGACAGGAAAGCUUCUUAGCUUACUGGAAACGCUCAUGGUUAUUUAUUCUGUGCCAAAAAAAAGGAGGGCUUCACUUUCUACAUUUGAAGAUAGAAUACUCAUUAACAGUUUAUAUCACUGUGUCAACUCACCUUGCUCACAGAAAUUGUCUGAUUUAACAUAAUGGAAGCUCAUCUGUCAAAUGAGCAGCGAGUAAAUGGAGACAAAAAGGAAGAAAAUGUGUCUGUGCCAACUCGUAUUGUAAAUAAUUAUCAGGCGUCUUGAUUCAAAACCAGUAAAUCAGAAUAAAUGCAAUCUGAACACUAAAUCAAAUAGGAUUUUAAAGAAACAUGAGGGCAAACGACCAGAAUUUUGAUCGAAAAAAUGGAUCAAAUUUACAUAAUACAACAAGUGACUAAAGAGUGUUACUUCUUGUUCCGUAAAACUUCUUUUUCAUUGAACUUAAUAUGUGAUUUGUUUAAUGAAUUCUAUUUAUUCUUCAUCUAAUUUUUUUUUUUUGAAUCAGCACAUCUGAUUUACAGUAUAUAAAUUGGCGCAGAUGCAACUUUGUCUUUUUAUUAAACUCAGUAUGUGAUUUGGUGUGCAUAUUCUGUUUUAUUCUUGAUUUAAAUGGAGACGAACACAUGAUCACAGAAAUCUGCCAGUAGCUAUAUUUAUCUGUUUUCAUUUAAGGGGUAAUAUAUACUUCCACUUAAAUUUUUAAUGUUUUUUAAAAAAAAAGUCUCUUCUGCUCAACAAGCCUGCAUUUAUUUAAUCCAUAAAUGCAGAAAUAUUUUUACUAUUUCAAAUAACUGUUUUUUAUUUGAAUAUAUUUUAAAAAUAUUUUAAAAGCUGACUUUUUAGCAUCAUUACUCCAGUCACAUGAUCCUUCAGAAAUCAUGCUAAUAUUCUGAUUUGCUACUCAUAAAACAUUUAUUGUUAUUAUGUUGAAAAACAGUAGAUUUUUUUCAAGUUUGUUUGAUGGAUAGAAGGUUUAGAAGAGUAGCAUUUAUCUGAAAUAGAAAUUAAUUUAGAGUAUUAAUUUUUAUAAUUUCUUUCCCAUAAAAAAAACGGUCUCCAAACUUUUGAAUGGUAUAGUGUAUAAUGUUACAAAAGCAUUUUGUUUUAGAUAAAUGCUGAUCACUGGAUCUUUCUGUUCAUCAAAGAAUUUUGAAAAGUACACAACUAUUUUAAAUAUUGAUGAUAAUAAUAAUAACAAUAUAUAAAAAAAAUUGAACAGCAGAUCAGCAUAUUAGAAUGAUUUCUGAAGGAUCUUGUGACACUGAAGACUGAUGUAAUAAUGCUGAAUUUUGCUUUGAUCACAGAAAUAAAUUACAUUUUACAAAAUCAGAUAGAAAGCAAGUUAUUUUAAAUAGUAAAAAUAUUUCACAAUAUUACUGAUUUUGCUGUAUUUUGGAUUAAAUAAAUACAGGCUUGGUGAGCAGAAGAGAAUUUUUAAAAACACUAAAAGUCUUACUGUUCAAAAACUUUUGACUGGUAGUGUAAUCUUAUAGUAUCAUGUGAUCCUAUUUGUCUCAUUUUGUUCUUAACAAUAUGUGCCAUUAUUUAAUGAGAGUGCCAACAGAAGAGUAAUGUUCCUUGUUUAUGUUGUGUUUCUUUGUGAGCUCAGGGAUCAUGUUGAACUACAGAUAUACAUUUGCAUGAAAUUAAUAAUGGCUAUUGACCCAAGAGUGUUUCACCAAAUUAAAAAAAAAAAAAAAAAAAAAAAUAUAUCAAAAUAUGAUUUUUUUAAAAUCAAAUUUCCCUUUACCAAUCAACCCAUGCUUUCUUCAGAUGUGUAGCACAUGGAUACUAUUAAGCCCUCUAUGGAAUCCUUGGAGGAAAUGAAAUUUGUCUAGCUGCCUGAUUUACCAUGUGUUGUGCUUUAUCUUUACCCACACGACCCACCUGUCAUUUAUAGCAAAUGAAAGAACUGCAGUCAUUUUUUGGUCAGUACAUGUGAUUUGUGCUCUGACCUGACCCAAAGCCAGUCUUUUUUUUUCUUUCUUUCUUUUUUUUUUAAAACAUGUCACAAUUUACAAUAAAUGUAUUUUAUCACCUGA
Messenger RNA from Labeo rohita (rohu), 5568 nucleotides. It is a transcript of the gene adgra1a, whose product is annotated as adhesion G protein-coupled receptor A1a. Lineage: Eukaryota; Metazoa; Chordata; Actinopteri; Cypriniformes; Cyprinidae. Gene Ontology annotation, molecular function: G protein-coupled receptor activity. The coding region runs from base 552 to 2501 and encodes 649 amino acids. The transcript has 7 exons. The record is from RefSeq and is a predicted model, not a curated record. Gene Ontology annotation, cellular component: glutamatergic synapse; plasma membrane; postsynaptic density. Gene Ontology annotation, biological process: cell surface receptor signaling pathway; G protein-coupled receptor signaling pathway.